AUGGACGACUUGGGCAGCUUCCAGCUCCAGCUGCAGGUCUUCGCCGCCUCAGUGGCUUGCCUUGGGGAACCUGGCACCUGGGCAACCCGUCGGCCCAUCCUGGAGGUCUCUUUGGGAGACAUCCACAAGGAGACGAGGCCCGCAACGUGGAACGAUUCGGCAGGCAGCUCACGAGGAUCCUGCUGGAUACCAAGCGGCCAAGAGUGCCCCUGGCGCUUUGAUGAUGCCUUGACUUUCACGGCCUCCGUGGAAGAGCUGGAUACACACUCGGCUCUGAGCUUUCGCCUUCGUGUCCAAAGUGACGUCGUGCUGGGUGUGGUCACAGUAAAGCUUCCCACAGAAGUGCUUGGCAUGGCCACUGCUGAUCUGCUUCGGCACGUGCUUCCCAUAUGCAAUCCAACGCGACAAGGUGACGACCGAUUUCGCUACCAGAGCCCAGUGCAGAUGGUGACCCUAAAGGAGGUCAAUGCAUCGGAAGUCGGCUCUAUUGCCGUACUCUUCGCUUUGGAUGCAGAUCCGAAGGAGUUGCUGGCGGCCGCGAGCAUAACGGCUGCUGCAAAGCCCUUCUUGCGCAGACCGGAGACCAUGCAGGCAACGUGGUGGCUGGAUUGCUGCAGCUCGGAAGGACGGCGAGUGUGCUCAGAGCAUUGUGAGGCUGAACAAGGACCGGAUGGGCAGGAUGGAGACACCUCUCUGAAUUUGCCAACCCUUCUUCGGCGCCCUGAACCCCCAUCAUUGCCAUCACCAGAACAGGCUCCAGAUGGGUGGAUCUGCCGCCGUGGGCCAGGAGGGCGAAUGUUCUGGCACCAUAAGGCUUUGGGCCCCGCGCCUUGGGAAGCUGUGCCCUCCGGAUUGAAGAACAGCAGGGCGUUCUACAGGUCGAUCAUGGGGAAAGUGGCGGACCUUUCAGAUCUACCGCAAAGCUCGGGUUCGAUGGUCUGA
Messenger RNA from Symbiodinium natans, 942 nucleotides. The record is from the annotation of a GenBank genome assembly. NCBI's taxonomy places the organism in Eukaryota, Dinophyceae, Suessiales, Symbiodiniaceae.